GCAGUAAGGUUGAAUGAUAUGUAUUAAAUACCUCUUUAAAGAUAAAUGGUUUAAUAAUAACAAUAGCAAAAGUAAUAAUAAGUUUGGAAUAAACCUUAAUAAUUACCUCAAUAAACAAUCCAGUUAUUACAAAACCCACAAUAGCAAAUCUAUUAAUAAUAGCAGUAGUAAUAGUAGUAAUAAUAACAAUAGCUUAUAUAAUAGCCAUAAUAAUAACAAUAUUAUAAUAAUCAUUAUUGA
Molecule: messenger RNA, 240 nt
Organism: Tetrahymena thermophila SB210
Lineage: Eukaryota; Ciliophora; Oligohymenophorea; Hymenostomatida; Tetrahymenidae
Exons: 1
Source: RefSeq, a predicted model, not a curated record